AUGGCAAAGAAUGAGGAUGCUUCCGUUGAAAAGAUUUUGUCUUCUGCUGGUGUGAAUACGAAGAAAUUCUAUGAACAAACUAAUUCAUUUUUGGGUGUUUUAGCAAAUGAUUUGGGAGAAACAUUGACUGGUUUCUUGGAUAUUAAGGGUGAAGAAUUAAAUGCUGGUCUCAAUGCAGUUUCCGUAAGAGUUAAUGCUACUAAAGUUAUCACUCCUGAAAAUGUCGCUCAGUUAUCUGAUUCAUUCGAAUCAAAUUUGGUCAAACCAACAAGAAAGAGUUUGUCAAAGAGCAAAGCUUGGAUCGCAGCUGUCGUAAUCAUUUUACUCGCUGUUAUAGCAGGUGUUGCCGUCGCAGGAUACUUCAUGUAUAAGAAGAAGAUUUGGAUCUUCGCCGAAAAGGAAGAAUCUGACGGCCACAAUGAAGUAACAUUGACUUUGGCUUGA
Messenger RNA from Trichomonas vaginalis G3, 444 nucleotides. RefSeq lists its product as uncharacterized. Bases 1 to 444 code for a protein of 147 amino acids. The transcript has a single exon. Lineage: Eukaryota; Parabasalia; Trichomonadida; Trichomonadidae. The record is from RefSeq and is a predicted model, not a curated record.